Molecule: messenger RNA, 1410 nt
Organism: Penicillium manginii
Lineage: Eukaryota; Fungi; Ascomycota; Eurotiomycetes; Eurotiales; Aspergillaceae
Exons: 1
Coding region: 1-1410 (469 amino acids)
Source: RefSeq, a predicted model, not a curated record
AUGGCUCGUGUCGGCAUUCCCUCUGCCCGCGAGCCGGCCUUUCCGGCAAGAAAGGGAAGCCGGCUGUCAACCGACUCAGUAUCGCGACCGCGUUUGAAAAUGAAGAUGCGAACUGCUUCGACUGCUUCCGGCAUGGAGGAUCAAUGGACUGGUGACGCUGGGCAGGCCCCGUCAUCCUUAGACGUAGAUGCCUCACGCGAGCCCUCGUCUUUUCCCGAACACUCCGAUUAUUCGAAUUCGAAUUCGCCUGAAUCAAAGAGGCUAGGAGGAUCCAUGCGUUCCACCAAUCCCCCAGGAAGGACCCCAAUCGACACCGAGACUGCCUGGCAACCUGAUUCAACCCAUCUCAUGUCAUCUUUGGGGUUCAACGAGUCCUCCGAGGGACUCAGGAGCAAGCCGAUAAAGCCAAAAGUCCAUAUCAAGCCAAUACUUCGGAAGAUGUCGCGCGACGAUGCGCCGUCCACCUCAAUUGACCUGUCCCGGUCCUCGACCGAACAAGAGGGACUGGGCAUUUACAUGAACUUCGAAAGAGAUCGCCGUCGUAGUGAAUCUCUAACUGGCGUAACAUAUCGCAGAACUCCUUCCGGCCUCCACCAUAGGUCCACGAGCGGGACAUCUCAAAUUUCAUCGGCCACUGGGUCGAGUGGAGGUAAGCCAGCCGCGUCGCAAUACGUUUAUCCAAUGCGCCCUACUCCUCGGGUAUACACCCCGCCAUUGUGUGAAUCGUAUCAAACAUCGCCUAGCGACAGCGAAGGCGAGGACGAUGGCCUCGAGGCGGAAUCUCGGACUGAGUCUCGGGCACCUUCGGUGAUGGAGACCCACCGUACACAUCGUGCUUCCUCGGGCCCAAUGCCUCGGCUCUCGUUGCAGAUCGAAGACGACUCCCUCACUCGUCUUUCUGGGAUCUCGCAGACAAACAUCUCGAGCCGACCAUCAUUUGGUUAUUCCCGCGACAAUGGAAGCACGUUGGAUACGACGUCUCCCACCUCUCGACCUUCUCUCGACUUUGUUUUCCGAUCUCGGACCAGGACCAGCACCGAUCCGGUCUCUCGGCAGGCCACGGUCCAGGCUGCCCGACAAGCCUUCGAGGCGAAAGAGGCUGCCAAAAGCCGUCGGAUUGAAAAGCAGCAGAUCAAGGCCGAAGAAAAGCAAACUCGACGUCGUGUGAAGCGUACCCAAUCUGAGGGACCGGGGCCCGAGUUACCGGCGUUUCAGUCGAGAGAAGAGGUCUGCGAGAAGACCGGAAGCAUGAACUCGAAUGAGCGGGAGCCUCAGACUAAGACUUUCAAAUCUGAGGGGCAGCCAUCCGAUUCGUGGAAAUCGCAAUCCAAGAGCACUUGGGUGCUUUUCAUGACUUGGCUUCGGACUCGAGUGUUCAAGUUCCGGCGAAAGCUGAAGAAGGUGAACUGA